Messenger RNA from Phodopus roborovskii (desert hamster), 2573 nucleotides. It is a transcript of the gene Relt, whose product is annotated as RELT TNF receptor. The transcript has 11 exons. The record is from RefSeq and is a predicted model, not a curated record. Lineage: Eukaryota; Metazoa; Chordata; Mammalia; Rodentia; Cricetidae. Gene Ontology annotation, biological process: apoptotic process; amelogenesis. Bases 186 to 1499 code for a protein of 437 amino acids. Gene Ontology annotation, molecular function: protein binding.
CCCCCAGCCCAGGCCUUCCCCAGCUUCCUUCCUCUUGUCCCUCCUCUGAUGCCUUAGGACACCUGGCUGUUUAUGGAAGGGGAAGGAAGCACUUCCUGCUGUGGGAAACCUCCUGAGCUACAGAGAGAGCCCUUAGCUUCCCUCCUAUCUCAGCCAGUCCUAGAAGGCUGGCCCUAAACAGGUCAAUGUCGCUCCAGGGCCUGAUGAUGAAGCGGACCUUGCUAUGCUGGCCCCUGUCUUGCCUCUUCGUGCUGCUGCCCUGGCCUCUGGCCACUCCAACAUCAAUAACUCCUUGGCUGUGUCCUCCCGGCAAGGAGCCUGACCUGGACCCAGGGCAAGGCACAUUAUGCCGAACCUGCCCGUCAGGCACCUUCUCAGCCUCAUGGGACUCCCAUCCAUGCCAGCCUCAUUCUCGCUGCAGCCUUCGAAAGAGGUUGGAGGUCCAGGCUGGCACAGCAACUCACAAUACGGUGUGUGGAGACUGCCAGCCUGGGUGGUUUGGGCCUCGGGGAGUUCCUCAUGUUCUUUGUCAGCCAUGCUCCAAGGCACCUCCAAGGACUGGUAGCUGUGACGAGUCUGGGCGGCGGGCCCGGCGUGGUGUGGAAGUGGCAGCAGGUCCCAGUAGCAGUGGUGAGCCUCGGCAGUCUGGGAAUGGCACCCGGGCAGGCGGCCCUGAGGAGACAGCUGCCCAGUAUGCGGUGAUUGCCAUCGUACCUGUCUUUUGCCUCAUGGGGCUUCUGGGCAUUCUGGUGUGCAACCUGCUCAAGCGGAAGGGCUACCACUGCACGGCCCACAAGGAAGUUGGGCCCAGUCCUGGAGGAGGAGGCAGUGGGAUCAAUCCUGCCUAUAGGACAGAGGAUCCCAACGAGGACACCAUUGGAGUCCUGGUGCGCCUGAUCACAGAGAAGAAAGAGAAUGCAGCGGCCCUGGAGGAGCUGUUGAAAGAAUAUCACAGCAAACAGCUGGUGCAGACAAGCCACAGACCUGUACCCAGGCUGUUGCCGGCCUCUCCCAGCAUGCCACACAUCUGCCCACAUCGCCACCACCUCCACACUGUGCAGGGUCUGGCCUCACUCUCUGGUUCCUGCUGCUCCCGUUGCAGCCAGAAGAAGUGGCCAGAGGUGCUGCUGUCUCCUGAGGCAGCAGCUGCCACCACUCCUGCUCCCACCCUCCUGCCCAACCCGUCUAGGGCUCCCAAGGCUAGUGCCAAGACAGGACGUCAGGGUGAGAUCACCAUCUUGUCUGUGGGCAGGUUCCGUGUGGCUCGCAUUCCUGAGCAGCGGACCAGUUCAUUGUCAUCUGAGGUGAAGACUAUCACGGAGGCUGGGCCUUCAGGAGGUGAUCUUUCUGACUGCCCACAGCCUGGUCUUCCCCCUGAGCAGCGGGCACUGCUGGGUAGUGGCGGAAGCCAUACUAAGUGGUUGAAGCCCCCAGCAGAGAACAAAGCUGAGGAGAACCGCUAUGUGGUCCGGCUAAGUGAGAGCAACCUGGUCAUCUGAUGGGCUGUCUAGAAUUAGACACUCUGCCCUGCCCUGGGAGGUUCUGAAGGCUUCCUGCAGGACAGAGAGCUGCAGCUGGGACUGAGGACCAAGAUGCAAAGGCCUAACAGACAAAACAGCGAAGGCCUAGGCCUGGAGGUGGGGCCGUCCGCCCCACUGAGGAGGCAGCCUGCGGCACAGCACGUGAGCAGGAGAUCAAGAGCCCACCCCAUCCCUGCAGCCCCAGUUACUUCCCUGCAGGGCAUCCUAACCCUGUGCCUGUCCUGAACAUAUCAUAGGAGCCCUCUGUCCCCUAGGAGUCUGGUUUGGUGGAGGAGUGGUGACUGUACGUGGUCCCUAGCUUGUGCCUUGAGAACUAACCACUCUUGCCAUGUCCUGGACCCUGGACAUGCAUCCCUCUCUUCUGGCAGGCCCUCGAAAGGGGAGGGGUAGCAAAGAGCCCUGUACUGGUGGCGGAGUACUUGGGUUCCAGCAUUUCUGACUGUGAAGUUGGGGGCGGGAGGAGAGUUCAAUUCCUAAGACCUUUCCCGUUCAUUGCGGGUUCUGGGCUGAGUCCUGUUGGAGGGAGCUUGACGUUGCUACCCUCCCAUUAGUAGCUUUAUCUGGCCUGUUUUUGCUGCUUCCUGGGCCUUGGCCUUCAAGGCUCCCAUGGGACUAUUAUGGCAAUGCCUACAGAAGGGGCUUAAUGCAUGUGCCUGCCCCUACCCUGCUAUUUUUAAUGAAACUGAAAAAUGACCUGACUUGUACAAGGCUCUGGUACAGAGCCGCAGGCCACCCUGCUGCCUUCAACUCUGGAGCUGCAGAGAGAGGAGGAUGGCAGGCUAGAGAGUGCCUCUGGUCUGUGGUUGCCAUGCUUCUGUGGUAGUGUCUGCCUGCCUGAGCUUUAGGUAGCAGGGAUAACUGCCAAUCCAGCCUGUCUUAGUCUCUACUCUGGCUCAGGACCUGGUUAUUUAUGUGGGCUGCGCAGGCGCAGGGCCCACUGCCCAUCCCAUUUCUUAUUUAUUGAAACCUGCUGUUGACUGUCCCUACAUCUCCAGCCCCACACACCUGAGUAAUAAAAGGUGGAAAAUGUUA